Messenger RNA from Linum tenue, 2880 nucleotides. The record is from the annotation of a GenBank genome assembly. NCBI's taxonomy places the organism in Eukaryota, Viridiplantae, Streptophyta, Magnoliopsida, Malpighiales, Linaceae.
CUCUCUCUCUCUCUCUCUCUCGCCCAAAAACUAACAACAAAAGCAAAGGAGAGCCAAUCUCUCUCACUCUGCAUCUUUGGAUUCUCGCGCAGGACCAAUUUCUUCUUCCGCCUCCUUCCUCCUCCGUCGUUUGGCCGUGGCUGGCCUCCCAUUGAAGAAACCCUAGAUGCUGCUGCUGCUGCUUCAGUUAUCCACUCGCUGCUGCCGGCAGGGCUGCAAAAGCUAUUGAGCUGGCUUGUUUGAAUGGACUUGGAUGAUAAGUUUCAUGGGAAAGUUUCUGGCGUUCAAAGCCUUUCUUCGAGUGUCCAAAGCACCCCAGAGAAAAAUGGUAACUCCGAUGAUGCUUCAAGAAGUCCAGAACUAAUUCAAGAGUUUCCGAAAUCUUCGGGUCCCAAAAAGGAACUUCUGCGUACUUGUUUUGAUAAGGACAAGAAGCUAUCAGCAUCGUUUAAAGGCAAAAUGACGGAACUGAAGUCGUUGGGUAGCAAAACAAUAAAGAAGCAGGAAUCCAAGAAAACGUCUCCUGCCACCAAUAAUCAACUUUCAAAGAAACAGAAAAGGAAGGGAGAAAACCCCAUUCGAAUAGUACCUGCACCAGACCUGUCUCCUGAUUUCGCGAGUUCAAACUCAUGGAUAUGUAAAAAUGCCGCCUGCAGAGCUGUCUUAUCCAUUGAUGACUCAUUCUGCAAGAGGUGUUCUUGCUGCAUCUGUCAUUCCUUUGAUGAGAAUAAAGACCCUAGUCUGUGGUUGUUCUGCUCAUCUGAAACAGCUAAUGAGGAUUCUUGUGGGCUCUCUUGUCACAUCGAGUGCGCCUUUCAGCACGAAAAGGUGGGAGUUGUUGAUCACGGGCAACUGAUGCAGCUAGACGGCAGUUAUUGCUGUGCUUCUUGUGGUAAAGUAUCAGGGAUUCUCGAGUCCUGGAAGAAACAGCUCAUUAUUGCAAAAGAUGCCCGACGUGUUGAUCUGCUGUGCUAUAGGAUAUACCUAUGUUAUAGACUACUUGAUGGAACUUCACGAUUCAAAGAGUUGCAUGAACUUAUAAAAGAAGCCAAAGCCAAAUUAGAAACCGAGGUUGGUCCAUUAAAUGGUGAUUCUGCGAAGAUGGCACGAGGCAUUGUCAGCAGACUCCCCAUUGCUGCUGAUGUGAAUAAACUAUGCACUAUUGCUAGUGAACGAGCAGACGAAUGGCUGGCUUCAGCCUCUAAUGUCAAUUCCAGCUGCAGAGAGGGCUCACUGCCCGCUGCCUGCAGGUUUUUCUUCGAAGAAGUGGCAGCGUCAUCAGUCAUAAUAAUUCUCAUUGAAAUGUCAGCUGCAUCAUCCGAAGAUAUCAAGGGCUACAAACUCUGGUAUACCAAGAGCAGAGAAGAGACUCCUCCAAAGGAACCCAUUUCCGUCUUCCCCAAGACUCAGAGGAGGAUUCUGAUAUCAAAUCUGCAGCCCUGCACUGAAUACACCUUUCGAAUUGUGUCAUACACUGAAUCUGGCGACUUGGGUCACUCAGAAGCGAAGUGUUUCACCAAGAGCGUAGAGAUAUUCCGUAAGCAUCCCAGCUCUUCUUCAAUCGCAGCAAAUGGUGGUACGAAAGACGAUAACACCACCACCACCAACGAUGGAGGAAGCACCUCCAAAGCCACUACAGAAGGCAGUAGUGACCUUUCCGGGUUCAGGGUUCGAGAACUCGGGAAGAUCAUCCGCAUGGCGUGGGCUCAGGAGCGAGUCUGCUCCGAUCGCUAUUGCUGUGAUGCUGCUGAUUCGGCAAAACCAGAGUCUACACGGGAUCACGAGCUGCCAGCUGCACUACGGCAACUCGAUCUCAACGUCAUGUCCGUUCCUGAUUUGAACGAAGAGCUCAUGCCUCCAUUCGAGUCGUCCAGAGACGAGGACAACGACUGCACUCUGGAGGAGCACGCCAUGGUGGAGGCGGACGAUGAGGCCGCUUCUCACGACAACGUAAAGAAGGACAGUUUAGAUAGAUCCAAGUCCAACGGCAGUGGCGACUCAGCCCCCGCGGUGGAUUCCCGUGGAGACAGAAAGAGGCCUGCCCCGUCUCAAAUGGCCAACGAGGACGUCCAUGACUGCGACAGCACUCUCAUCAACGGCUCGCCACUUCGCCAGUCGAGAGGCUCCGGUUCGUUGGACGAAAACUUCGAGUCGUGUGUGAAGAUAAUCCGAUGGCUGGAAUGUGGCGGGCACAUCGAUCAGGAGUUCCGCCUGAAGCUGCUGACAUGGUUUAGCUUGCGGUCCACGGAACAGGAGCGGAGGGUUGUCCAUACCUUCAUACGGACCAUGGUCGACGACCCCACCAGCCUGGCGGAACAACUGGUCGACUCGUUCUCCGAUAUCGUAUCGAGCAAGCGGGCAAAGAAUGGCUUCUGCAGCAAGUUAUGGCAUUAAGGGAAGUGUUAUUCACUUCUCUUCAGUGAGGUGGUUCUAUCUGUUGGAUGGACGAACCCAGGGCUCCAGAUUAUGGUUGGUUUGGUUUUGGUUCGGCUCGGUUUGACCGAGUGGCGGAGCUGUCCUCGUUGGGGAAAUGAAGGGAAGGCAAAUGGAGUUUAAUCUGGAAGGAGGUUUGGAAUCCAAAGUCUAAUCGGGCAUUUGAAUUGUUCAGGCAAUUUAACUACUGUAGGUGUAGAGUACUUAGGGAAGGAUAAUCUCGAUUCUGAAUCUCCCAUCUGUAAUUGGAUAAAUUGUCAUUAUUGUUUAUGACCUUUCUUCCAUUCAAAGAAGGGUAAUUGAAUUGAUGACAGAUUCUUAGCUUUCGAAUAUGAGAGUCUACGACUACUCGACUAAACAUGUAUGGGGAUUUCACAAUCAAAUUGGGAUAAAAUUGACAGCCGAUGCUUAUUUGUCCGUUCGGUAGCUGCUAGUUUUGCAGGUUGC